Boeremia exigua is the source of this 822-nucleotide messenger RNA. RefSeq lists its product as uncharacterized. NCBI's taxonomy places the organism in Eukaryota, Fungi, Ascomycota, Dothideomycetes, Pleosporales, Didymellaceae. The coding region runs from base 1 to 822 and encodes 273 amino acids. Gene Ontology annotation, molecular function: ubiquitin protein ligase activity; protein binding. The transcript is spliced from 2 exons. The record is from RefSeq and is a predicted model, not a curated record.
AUGCCCACCCUCAACGGCCGAGGUGUAUCGCGAGUAGCGAAGAAGCACAAACCAAUCGUUUUCGGAAGUUCUUUCGUCAGGCUGCUCGUCGGGCCACACAACCGCAGAUUCUCGGUGCAUGAAAACGUCCUAUGUUCCCGAUCAACCUACUUCAAGAACCGCUUCCAGAAGGUGCGCAAAGAUGCUGUCGGCGAGUGCGCAGUAUGUAUGGACGAUCUGGAGACAGCCGAGACGGUCUUUUGCCGGACCUGUGGUCAAAACUUCCACUCAAAGUGUAUGAAACAAUGGCUGGGAACCAAGAGCUCCAACUGCCCAACAUGCCGCAUGGCCUGGGAGAAGCGUACCUCGAAGACUUUGACGCACACGCUUGACCAACUCGACCCAGACGGCUUCGAAAUCUAUGUCCAGUGGCUGUACUCACACGAAAUUCCGCCCACCCUUGGUGCCGCCGACGAUCGCUUCGAGCGUUUGCUUCGAGCACACCUUGUCGGCAGUGCUCUAGAAGAUCACGACUUCCUUCUCGCUCUGCGUAGUGAUAUCGUUGGGAUUGCUGUGGAGUCUGGGCUGAGCUACAACGCUGUCGAUUUCGCAUACAAAAACACUCAUGAGCCAUGUGCUCUUCGGCGCUUCCUCAUCGACCUGUAUGCUCUCACCGGCAGCAUAGACAGUCUUAAGAACGGGAACGUCUCGAACCUAUUUCUUAUCGACAUGGCGCAAUCGUUCAUGGCGAAGAGCAAGCUCCUAGCGGAUGGCGCGACCGUGUGGACUAUGAUGGCGGCUGAAGGCCAUAUCGAGAUUGAGAACGAAGACGAACGGUCAUAA